Messenger RNA from Cydia amplana, 13085 nucleotides. RefSeq names its product protein split ends (gene spen). Lineage: Eukaryota; Metazoa; Arthropoda; Insecta; Lepidoptera; Tortricidae. The record is from RefSeq and is a predicted model, not a curated record. Gene Ontology annotation, cellular component: nucleus. Bases 269 to 13063 code for a protein of 4264 amino acids. Gene Ontology annotation, molecular function: mRNA binding. The transcript has 20 exons. Gene Ontology annotation, biological process: regulation of transcription by RNA polymerase II.
CUCACUGUCAAUUCGAGAGCUGCGACGAGUACGCUCGCGUCUAUUACGUGGUGUGUUUACGUGAAGUGGAUUCUGUGGUGAGAUUAUCGAAUGUCGUAAAGUGAAAGAUAGUGUUGUUUGGUCAAGUGCAACUUAUGUGUUCGAAAGAUUUUAUAUGGUGUAAUUGAAGUGAAUCAAAAUGUGUGAAGCACCGUGGUGUGCAAAAUUGAUUUUUGCCACGUAGUGACGCGAACGGGUGAAUGAUUCCUAAUGUGGAGUUCGAAGCAAGAUGGUUAGAGAGACUCGGCACCUGUGGGUUGGAAAUUUACCCGAUAACAUUCGCGAGGAUCGAAUAAGGGAGCACUUCAAACGCUAUGGCCGAGUCCAGAAUGUCAAGUUGCUGGGUCGAACGGAGAACGCAAGCGCGCUGGCGGGCGGGAGCGCGAUUAGUGGGUGCGGUAUUUGUGCCACGGUGGCCUUUAUGGACAUUAAGUCCGCAUCGAAGGCCCACAACGCGGAGCACGUGCUUGACGACCGCACCCUUACCACCGAGUACUACGAGCCGGCCGCGAUACCGACGGCGGCCGGAGCGCCCUCGGCCGGCUCGUCACCCGCCGGCUCCGGAUACUCGGGUUCUUCGUCCUCCGUGAAUUCAGCGCCUAACCCACCCUCCACUUCGCGGUACCAUCUAUCGGGCGGCGAAGAUAGCACUAGCAACCCGUGUGCGAUUGUGGCGACGGCGGCUGCCCCGGCGAACUGGCGGGGCACCAACGACAGCGCCACCGACUACUGCCGGCGCGGCAACACGCCAGUCACUUACGGCAGGUACCAGCGGAAAAAUUCUACCGCGCCCUACAACACGCCUCCCUCUAACGUUGAAAGGACGACACCUCACCACCGAUGGUACGCGAGCGGGGAGCGCACUGGCGGCGGCGGCGAGAGCACGCCCAGCACGCCGGGCGGCGCCGACAGCGGGCGGCGGCGGCGCGCGUCCGGCUCCGGCUCGUCGCGCUCCGAGUCCAGCUCGCCCGAGCCCUCCGACACCUCGCGCGCCUCCACGCCCGCGCAGCCGCCGCCGCACACGCCGCACCACAACGCGCACCGCACGCCGCCCGGCUUACAACACCAGUGGGCGUCGACUGCAAGCGGGAGACCUCUGGCCAUUUGUGUCCGAAAUCUUCCGACAAGGUCGACGGAUAGUUCCCUUAAAGAUGGUCUCUACCACGAGUACAAGAAACAUGGGAAGGUUGUGUGGGUGAAGGUGGUCGGUCAGAACGCCGACCGAUACGCAGUGGUCCGUUUUAAGAAACCGUCCGACGUAGAGAAGGCACUCGAAGUGUCUCAAGAUAAGCUUUUUUUUGGGUGUAAGAUCUCAGUGGCACCUCACCAAAGUUGCGAUGAAGAUGCGGAUUCGGCCAAACCUUACGAGACUGAUAUUGAUGAAUACCAUCCGAAGGCGACUAGGACGUUAUUUAUUGGUAAUUUAGAAAAAGAUGUAACGCAACAACAAUUGAGAGACAAAUUCAAACACUUCGGACGAAUAAUAGAAAUCGAUAUCAAGAAAGGGAGCGGCGGAGGCGCGGGCUACGCGUUCUGUCAGUACGCGUCAAUAUCGAGCGUGGUGGAGGCCAUCCGUGCCAUGGACGGCGAGUACGUGGGCGGCUCGCGGGUCAAGCUGGGCUUCGGCAAGCCCGUCGCCACCACGUGCGUGUGGGUCGACGGGCUCACGGAGCACACGGAGAAACAGGUGCUAGGCGCGGUGUCGCGGUGCGGCGCGGCGACGUCGGUGUGCGUGGACCGCGCGGCGGGCGCGGCGCUGGUGCACUUCGAGCAGGCCGCGGCCGCCGGCGCCGCCGUGCGCGAGCUGCGCCGCGUCGCCGCGCAGGCCUCCGCCGCCGAGCCUGACCAUCCGCGUCUUUGCGUCGACUACGCGUCCCGAGAGUGCCAGGAUGCGUUUUACGAGCAGUUGGAGAAACAUGGCGGUUCAGCGGCGCUGUCUGGCACCGAGAGACUGAGUGGCGAUGUAGCCACGCGAUACACGUCGACACGUCACGAUCCGCUACGAUACGAGAGCUGCGGCUCGCGGUCGAGGGCAUCGAGUUAUGGGCGCGGCUCGUCGCGGACGCCGCGCUAUUCCACGCUGGAGCACUAUGAUUCGUCGGAGUACGCGACGGAUCGACGAUACAGGGUAUAUGAUGAAGUCGGUUCCAGUCCUCAGACGGAAGAUGCACCUUACGAAGACAGACUACAGUCGGUAGUCGUCUCGCCGCAUCGAGCGCGGAAACACCGCCGCGACUCGAGCCCAGAGGAUAGAAAACAUUCUAAGGAACGGCAUCGAAGCGCGAGCGGAACGACACGGCGGUCAAGAUCGGGGUCGCGCAGCGGGGUCGGGCUCCCGGGCACCGAGCGGCACGGCACGCGGCGGCGGCACCGGCGGCGGCGCGACGGCUCCUCGUCGCGCGGCUCCCGCGCCGGCACGCCGCUGCGCGACGAGCCCGACGCCGCGCCCGCCGAGCCGCGCCGGCCGCCGCGCGAGCGCCCGCCGCUGCCCAUGUCGCUGCCGCUGCCCAAGUUCGCCGCGCAGCUGCUGCGCUCCGCCGCGCCCGCGCCGCGCCCCUCGCCCGCGCCCGCGCCGCAGCCCGCCUCGCCGCCGCGCCCGCCCUCCGCCUCCUCCUCCAGCGGCGGCGAGGCGGCCGUCGAGCCCUCGCUCGAGGAGCGCAUCCGCAGCCUCGACGAGAAGUACGAGAAGUGGAGCGGCUGUCGCGCGGGGGCCGACGCGCCCGACCGCUCGCGGCUCCGGCACCGCCUGCUCGACGUCGACAUCAACGAGGUGAAGCCCUCGGACGUGGUGCGCUCGCUGCUGGCCAAGCGCUCCGUGUUCGACGAGGACUCCGAGAGGCUCGAGGGCGCGGUGCGCGCGCCCAGCCCGGCCUCCAGCCCGCGAGCGCGCGCGCCGCCGGUGGUGCCGCGCGCGCUGCGCUACCCCUUCCCGGUGCACCCGCCGCCGGCGCCCACCGGCCCGGCGGCGGCGCCCGAGCCCGACUCGGACGCGGCCGACCGCCCCGCGGAUCCCCGGCUGAACAGGCCCGAGAGGACCUAUCAGCCGGAAAGAUUAGGAAAGUUCAACGAGAGUGAUUACAAGCUCGAGUCGAGGAUCCGACUCGGGACACCCUCGACGGAUAAGCCUCAAUCUGAUGCGAACGAUAGGAAACCUUCGCCGAAGGCGGACCCGGACCGAACCGAUCUCGAUGGAGAAUCCUGGAAAGACGUUGACCGAAGAAAACGAGAUUUCCUCUUCUCCACGAGGGAAAUAGAAAGAAAACUAUCCGUUGAUCUGGAUCAGGAUGUCAAAGAAGGCUUAGAAAAAAUUGUACACGACUAUGAAAAUAAAACGGAGAAGAGUGUAAUAUCUGAUACACAAAUAACCGAAAACUCGGAAAUGAGCGGGGACAAACCGUUGAUCAAUAGGAAACUUGAUCAUGUGGAUGAUAUCAAGGUCAAGCGAUCUGAUAGUUCCAAUCUUGGCGAGGUUUCUAACUUAUCAAACGCAUCAGAUAAAAAUAGUGUUUCAUUAGAUGAACUAUCUGACAAGAAACCAAAGCUAGUUGAUAUAAUCCCAGAGAAAUUCGAAUUUAAAAUAAAGACGGAAUCAACAAUAGAAAAAGAAAUUCGAACAAGUUUAGAAAACGAAAGUAAAGUGGUUGAUAUACUUUUCCCACUUAAGACAGAGAGUGAAGUUAAAAAGGAAACUCCUAUAUCUAAUCAUAUUAAAAUAGAAGUAUUAGAAGUUGAAGUUCCACAAAGUAACCAUUUGAACAAUUUAAAUCACUUCUCAGAUCUAAGUCAUGAGCUUAUCAAAGCAACUGAAAAGAAUGGAAAAGAAAGAUAUAAUCAAAACAUAAUUUUUGAAGCUAUGCAGAAUAACAAAAAAAUUGAAAAAGAAAAUAUUGAAUUUGACAAAUGUUUUGAAAAGGAAAAAUACGGCGUUAAUUCGUUUUUUUCUGAAGUAACUAAAGUCGCAGAUAUUGAAAAAACUGUUGAAGACCGCGUGAAAACUGAACGUGACAAAACACGUCAUAAAGACCGGUCAGAAAAAUACGAACACGGCAGAGAUAAAAUAAAGAAUAAUAGAAAUGAGAGAGGUUUGGAGAAACAUGAUAAGGAUAAAAAAACUAAAGAUGACAGUUGCAUCGAUAAACAACAUGCUGAUAAAGUGAAAGUAGAGAAAGACGGAGAAAAAAUUGUCAGAGAUAAAAAUGAUAAAGAAUCCGAAAAAUUUAAGCAUCAUGAAGAAAAAUCCUCUCGGCAUGACCAUCAUAAAAAAGAUAAACAUGAAAAAGAAAGGAAAAAAGAGUGCGUGGAGAUAGAUGUUUUUGCUAAAUCAAAAAAAGACGACAAGAGUAAAUACGAUAGGCCCAAGAAAGACGGAGAUAUAAAACGAGACAUUAAAAAAGAAACUGACACUAAAAUGCGAAAAUCGUCCAGGGAUGAGUCUUCCCGAGAUUUAUGUCGCAAGGAUUCAACUGACUCGUCAACGUCAAGAGCUUCACAAGAGUCAACGAAACUCAAAGAGUCUGAUAGCAAUGAUAAUAAAGAUGAAACAAAAACCAAAUCAAAACUUCAUAAUGAUUUGACAUCAAAACAUAAGUCUGACAAAGAGAUGACACUAAAGUUUAUUGAUCCUUUAAAGCUCAAUCCAACUGUUAAACUAAAAGCUACUGAUAUAAAGGAAGAAAAAAUUACCAUCUUAGAGCAAUCUGUAAUAACCGAAAAUUCCAUGGAAACCAUGUUUAAGAGCAAGCCAGAAAUAACUGAAAAACAGCGACAUUAUUCUCUCGAUUCACCUGGUUUUGAUGCAAAACGAAAGGAGCGUCUGAAUUCCUGUUCUAGUUUACCCUCUCAACUUGGACAUAAACGCCGGAUGUCAUCACAGGAUACAUUUGAUUUUCUUAACGAAGAUAAUAAAAAAAGUAAAAACGAGAAUAAAGGUCCCGAACGAAGGGACUCUAAGGAUUCAUCACGAAAUGCGGAUCGACAUAAAACGACUAAAUUUAACAAAGGCUAUUUUGCCAAGAUUAUUGAAAGUAAAACAAAAGAUGACAAAAAAACUCAAGUAAAACCACCUGAUGAAGAAUGGAAAGAAAACAGUGAUAUAAAAGAUCAAAAACAACAAGAGAAACCAAAACCACAACGAAAGAGUCCAAAGGGAGAUAGUGAAGAAAAACUCAAUAACAGCUCCGAUACUCAACCUGAAGGUUUACACAAUGACCUGGAUUUUCUUGCUACAUUAGAACUUAGAUCAAGUGAAGAAGAUGAGAAACAAAAAGCUCUUCGAAAAGAAAUGAAAGAAAAGAAACGCAUUCAACAAUUACAACAAAUUCAGGAACUCGAAAAGAUGAAGCAACAAGAUGGAUUACAACUUGGGGAUAAAAACAAAGAUGACAAAAAGCAAAAACACGACGAAAAGAAAAAGGAAGCUGCUCGUGAAAAACGAAUGUCUACUGAUCGUAAAAGCAGAGACGACAAAACUGAUAAUCAAAAGCGGAAAAAUCGUAAACUAACACAGAGCACAGAUACUUCGGAUUCUGAUGAACCCAAGAAACAUUCAAUAUUUGACAUUGUUGAUGAAGGACCAACCUACAUAUCGAUGUACGACAAAGUGAAAGCACGCUCGUGCAAAAAUAUGCAAAAACAAGAAGAAGAAAAGCGACAAGAAAAGAUCAAAGCCAAGUUUAGCCAAUUAAAGCAAAGUCGCGCCAAACGAGAGGAAAAGAAGAGAUCAAGUUGGGAUGAAGACAGUGACUCUGAACAUGAUGGUGGAAGGAGAAGACAGCAAAAACUUUCUAUGGACAGUUCCUCUGAAGAAGAACAGGUCGAUUUUCAAAGUAAGAAGCGCGAGAAAUCGCGAUCUUUUGAUUAUGAUCGUAAACAAGUUUGUGAAUUUUUAAAUAUGCCUAGUACUGAAGAAGACGCGCAAAACAAACUGUCCCGUAAAAACUCGAGAUCACGUAUUAUGUCAGACACAUCAGAUGACGAAAUGUCUAAGAUGAGAAGUGUUAGUAAAAGUCCAAAUUUCCACAACGAAGUUAAAAAAGAGCGCCUGUCUGACUCAGAGUUACUUAAUAGUAGGAAAGACGAAAAUGUAACUGUAGUCGAAUCGAGCUAUGAUAAAAUAAAGAAAACCUCAUUAGUUCAACUAUUUGGCAAGAGUGAUAGUGACGACAGUAAAUUGAAAUCUAGUUUAGGGACUGAAAACGAGUAUAAACCGUUUUUUGCUCCCAAUUGUAAUGAUCUCUCUUCGGAAAGCGAGUCGAUGGCAUUGCACAGGCAUUCUGGAGAAGUCCGUAAAAAACAUAAAAAACGUCAAAAGAAACACAAAUUCUCUUUUUCCGACGAUGAAACAAAAGGUGAAAAUAAUGACGGUAGUUCUAAACACAGACAUUCGGAUAAAGUUCGACGUCAUAGCAAUAAAAAGGAGAAAAGGAAAGACAAAAUUCGCGACAGCAUUGAUGGUGAUGAAAGUCGCGACGACAAAAAUAAAUCUAGAAGGAAUAAAACUUCGCUCAACAACUUUUCUGAUAUAAUAUCAGAUGGCACAUCAAAUAAUACUAAGAAAGAAGGCAAAAUGGAAGAUAUUUUUGGCCCAUUGUCUGAUGAAUCGGACAAAGAGUCGAAAGGAAAUAUACAUAAACAGAACUCUUUACUACAUGACUAUGACAGCACCAUGUCCGUGUCCAAUGACAAUGUGAACAAGCUAACAUCUGAUGAGACAAGACAAAGAGAAAAGGAUGAAGUAAAACGCAAGCGAGACAAAAAACGAAAGGAAAAACGAUAUUUUUCGAAAGAAGAUGAGAACAGUUUGGAUGUGGAUGCUGUCAGUAAAGCUAUUGAAGCGAGGCUAUUUGCAGAUGCAGUAAAUGAUGAAGAUACUUGCAUCCGAGCAGCGUCGCCCUUGGAAAGCGUAUCUAAGAAUGAACGACAUGACGUAAACUACAUGGAUGAAGACUUAGUAAUCGAAACGGGCAUUAGUGAAGGUACUGAUAAUAUUAAACGAGAUUCUAGAGAAAAGAAAAAGAAAAAGAAGAGAAGCAAAGAAGAACGUCAAAUUAGAAAAGAACAUCAUUUGUUUCACAAUCAUAACAAAAUUGAAAAGUCAGAUCAAAUUAUGUGCGUUAAUUCAACCAUAACAUUAUCACCGAAAACGUUAUCUGAGAUUCCUAUGCCAAGCGACCCAGAAUCGACAUCAGCUACCAACAAAUCUGAUGACUGUGUUCUGUCUGAAACACAUAGUUUGCCGAGGCUGUCAGACAGCCCAGUAAUUGUAAUUCAACCAGAUGAUAAUGCUGAUACAAAAAACAGUAGCUCUACUUGCGACGAAAUAAAACUGAUGUCUAAUGAUUUCCCCACCAUAGAAAUUGAUAAAAUUCCAAUGCCAGCGUCUAUUGAACCAAUGGAUCAAGAUAUUGGCGAAAUACCUUUACCUGAAGAUCCGGAACCCGUUAAACAUAUAAAUAAAUCCGAUAACGUAAGUCCUUCCUCUACACCCAUAGAAACCGACGACGUCAGUGAAGAUGCUGUGCGAAGUAUUUCCAAUUUAGAAAGAGAACCUGACAAGAACAACGACAAGACAGAUGUGCUUGCUUGUCCAGUUGAAGAGAAAGUUACCGAGAAGCCCAGGGCUAUUAUUUCUCAAGAAGAAACUGCCGAUGCUGUUGCAGCACUAUUAGGAGAGAGCUUUGGAGAAAAAGAAAAUUCAUUUACUUAUGAAGAAAACGAAAAUAACUCUACACAUCAAAUUGAAAUUGAAAGUUCUAAUAUGGAAAGUGAAAAUAUACCCGAAGAAGAUGCAGAAGAAAUGAGACAAGCUGUCCAAAACUUAAAUGCCAGCGAAAUGGAGAAACCUGAUACACCUGUUUCUGACAAUGAUCUCAACGACCUUUUAAUCGACACUGACACGGAGGAAGCCGAGGAAACUCCACAAGACGCUAUCGAGAGGUUACCAGUGAAUAUAAUUGCAACGAAUCAAUCCCUAAAUGCCAAAACCGCUCAGGCAACAGUUACGACUGGUGUUACUUCUGCGACUUCUAAUGUAAUCAUUUCUAAACCAAUGCAGACUAUGCCUGUUUCAGAACCAAACGAAAGCAAGGUCAAAGCAAGCGAAGCCGAUAAUAAAUACCCACAAGUAAAAAGAGAACUUACCCAUCAAAUGACGUCUACGGCUACUCCUGUGAUAACAUCUUGGACACUGACAAAUAAUAAACUGAUUGAACCACAUAUUUUAAAUAUACAGCCAAAUAAAAUCGUGGGAAGAGAUGUAAAUGAAAACAAACCUCGCCAUAUAACAGCUAACAUAGUGCAAAUAAAAGCUCCACAUAGCCAGAAUUUACAAAUCAACAACACAAGACCAAUCAUUUCUACUAACAGAAUGAGUGCUCCAUAUCAAGUAAUUAAUCAUGUGAUUCGUCCUCAGACAAAUAUGCAACCACCUACAAUAAAAAUACCAGAACCCCAUAUAUUAUAUCAGAAGCCGCAAGGUAUAGUCAUAUCACCUCGACUAUCAAAUGAUCCUCGUCUGCAAAGUCCGAAGGCGAGUCCACAAGGCCGAGAUGGCAUGACAUCGCCACGACUCGCAAAUAUGACGAUUUUGAGUACUUCUCCCCAGAACUUAAAUGUUGGGAUGGCAUCUCCUAAUACAUUACAGCAAAGAUCUCCAGGUCAAGUCACUGUAGUACGAAUGCAACAACCACCUUUAAGUCCCAUUCAGGGAGUGCACAUACAACAUGGUGCUCGCGCAAUGGUCUCGCCUAACCGACCUAACUCUGUGUUAGUACAAACUCAAGGAGCCCCAAUACAUUUCAACCGAUUACCUGUCACGCCAGUGUUAGCACCAAUUUCCAAACAAAUAAAUGUAAACAAUAUUGUUGGCCAUAAUAAAGCUAUUGGAGUUAACACAUCUACGUUGCUUCAUCAACAUAAAAUUUUUGCAGAAGAUGGAAAAUGCGAUCAAAGAACUGGAUCCGAUCAUAGCAAUACGAAAAUUAUUUUAUCUCCUACAAAUUUACCACCGAGCACUAAUCCUACAGUAAUGGCCCAGAAUCGUCUUAUAUCAAUGCAAAAUAUGCAUGGUGCAACUAUGAAUUCACCCUUAAAUAUUUCUAACAAUAAAGGAAUUAUCACCAAUGUGAAUCAUAUGUCUGAAAAGCGAGAAAAUUCAACGCAGAAAGUAGAUCAACAUAAUCACGUGUCAUUUGGAACAACUCCGGUUUUACACGUCAGUGGAAUAAAUCAUACAUCAGCGUCUAUAAUUCAGAAUCCGUCGAAAUCAGUGAUGUGUACACUUCAAGAAACUACUGUAAGUAGAGGGUUUGGCUCAAAUGUAAUUCACACUAUUAACACGCCCAGAGUGUUAACUUCAGCACCCAUUACAAAUGUUAUUCAAAUAGACGCUAACAAACCACCUGCUUCAGUAUUAUCAAUGGCCACUAUUCGACCACCGACUGUGCUGACCAAAUUAGAAUCUGCCAAUACUGGUAUUACAACUAGCACCCUUACAAAUGUCGUGAUGACGCCAUUGUUACUAAAAACAAGUCAUGCUCCUAGUAUUCCCCGAAUAAACAUAAAAAGCGAUAUGAGUACCGAUGUUCAUUCCUCAAUGAUAAUGCAAAAUCAUUUGACUCGUGACAAAGUAGAAAAAAUAAACGAUAAAGAAAUAAACUGCAAACCUGUAACGUCCACAAGCGAUGUGCAGGAUAAACAAAAAGAUAUAAUAUCAGCCAAACUACCAACCACGCCUAUAGAACUCAACGCUAAAUGCGAAACUGACUUUGAGGAGUUAUUAAAAGACACUACUAAUGAAAUUAAAGUAACCAAUGACCCAGAAAAGAAGUUAGAAAUCAAUGUAGGGAAAACUGUUGCUUUAUUCACUGAAACUCGCGAGAGACGUGACAGUAUUGAUUGUAUCAAGGACAUGCAAAGACCUGACGUCCUUACUCCUGAAUCAACAGCCUCUGAGGGGUCUGUGAGCUCCCAAAAAGAGAUAAAGCUCUUCAAUGAUGUUAUUGACAAAGAACAGAUAAAAAUUGGUAUCCAGGAAUCGCCCAUCGAUAAGAGUUUAAAUGAAAUAAAGAAAGAACCAUGUAAUGACACAAGUGAGAUGACCAAAAAAAUCAAUCCAAUAAAUGACAUCUUUAGAGCAUCGGAUAAUUUAUGUACAUUUCCUAAUACUAAUAAAAUCCCAGAAGGAAACAAACUUUCAUCGCUCCUUUUGCAAGAACCUAUCGAUAACCAGAUAAAAAGUAUUGACGAGAAUGAUUCAUGGAGUGCCAAAGACGUGAAUAUUGAAUCGGUUAUCAAGAAAGUUGAUUCUUUGUGCAACGAACCAUUUGAAGAAAAGAAAGAUGAAGUUAAAUCUGAGACAGACAUACAAUCAAAAACUGGUCCAAAUACUUCCAAUUCUUCAAUUGAGUCUAUGCCCCUGCCCAUUCUAGAAACCGUUAAACCCAUGGACACUGAAAUAGUUACAGAUAUGACAGAUGGCUUACUAAAUACAGAAAAAACUACUCCCAGUAAAAGAGGCGGCCGUAAUAUCAGGGGCAAACGAUACGAAAAGAACUUGGACAGAGUGCAGACUCGGCAGAUCUCCAAGCCGGCUCGGGGAGGAGCGGCAGCCAAGCGAGGAGGUAGAGGUAGAACGAAGGUCGACAAGAAAAUCAAAAAUGCACUCAACACUAUAUCUAAUAAUAUGCCUGGAGAUGUAUAUGACUUUCAUGAAGACUCUGGAGAUGAAUCUGCAACAUCACCUAAUAAAGCCGAAGCUCGUCCAAGACUAAUAUUAACAAUCAAAAGUCCAUUGGGUCAUUCAAAUGCAAUAGCUACGUCAACUCUUAGUAUUGGACAAAAAGAAGCGAUGAAAAAUACCGAAAAGACCGCGAAUAAAGAUGAAAAACAGGAAGACUUUGUUUCACCGUCUCCGAAUACACGGAAAUCUAGACGGUUACAGGAAAAAGACGUUCAACGUAGUACAGUCGACGACGUGAUAGACGACGUCAUAAAGGGUGGAACUACACCGACAAAAGCUGCCAAAGAGCCUAACAAAAAGAGAGCGACAAGGCAAACGGGUGCCAAGACGAAUCAGCAGGAUAAAACAACCACAGCUGACACCAGAAAAUCUCCUCGAGGUACGAAACGAUCUCGAGAUAGAAGUCUUUCUUUCUCUGAUGCGUCUAUGGAUAGCAGUGAUGAAAAGGUGACCAAGAAAGAGGACAACGUGAAAGAUCCCAAAAUACUGAAACUAGCCGAAACUUCGGCUACGACAAAGCCUGAAGCGGAGACUGAGAUCGCUAAACCUGCUAUCUUGCCGGUUCACAACCCACCGGCCACCUCGAUUGCGCACGCCGCAUGUCAGCCUGUCGUCGCCAGCGCGUCACUGCCGAACCACCUGCCGGUCGUCAACAGCGCUCCCAUUGUCCAGGGGUCAUCGACCGCUAGCAAAGCUCCAAGCAAUCCACCCGUCAUCAAUAGUCCAGCGGCUAGUGGCUCGCUCGUUAUCAACCCGCCCGUGGUCAAGCCGAACCCUCACCCCGCGCCCAUUCCCAUCAUGAAGCCACCGAAGAAGAUGAUAUCGGAAAAGCUGGCCAUCGAAUCUGCCGCCACCGCUACCGCGGCCUCCAGCAUGGAGAUCCAAGCGGACAAGGCGCCCUCGGGGGCGGACAAGCACGUCCUGCCGCUGCGCGAGGUCCGCCAGGAAGCGGAGAUGGCGGCCGCCACGGGCGAGGGCGACGCGUUCGGCCGCCGGCCGGACGGCGCGCCCGGCGUGCCCGGCGUGCCGGCCGCGCAGAUGAUGCCCGUGGGCGCCACCGAGGCCACGGACGAGCGCGUGCAGUCGCCCGCGCUGCCGCACCGCCUGCCCGGUUCGCACCGCCCGGCCGACCGAGCCACACCUGUACUCAUGAGGGCCGGCGAGGGCGAGGGCGCGGGGCUGCGGGCGCGCUACGGCAACGUGGCGAGCCUGCCGCGCGGCGCGCACCUGCCGCAGCCGGCGCCGCACUUGCCCGCCAAGCCGCCGCAGACCGCGCCGCCUCUACACCACCCUGGAGCCGCUUCCCGUGGCACCAUCACCUGCGUGCCGACCAUCAGUCCCCAGGGACAAAUAGCUUUGUCCGCCGAUUUAGUUAGAAGUCCUCCGCCUGCUCACCAACAUACUUCUCCAGUUACCCCGGUAUACCCUAAUAGCGACGGAAUGUAUCCGCACUUCUCGCCGCAGCAUUACCAGAUGUACCAACAACACUUCAGAGUUGCGCAGGCACAAGACACCCGGCCCACGCCCUCUCAAUAUCCAAGGGUGCUGGAGGCGGACGUGUCGGAGGCGCCGACGCCGCCGCUGGAGCUGCGGCGGCCGCCGUCCGCGCGCGUGCCGCGCCCCGCGCACUCGCCGUCGCCCGCCGACCGACAUAUCAUGUACGCCGUGGGCUGCGGGCGCUCGCCGCCGCCGGCGCACGGCGCGCGGCCCGCGGGCGCGCUGCCGCCGCCGCCCGGCCCGCCCAUCGCCAGCCAGGUGCCGCGCGAGGCCGACUCGCUGCAGAUGCUGCUCAGGCGCUACCCGGUGAUGUGGCAGGGCCUGCUGGCGCUGAAGAACGACUCCGCGGCGGUGCAGAUGCACUUCGUGGGCGGCUGCAUGGACGUGGCGGGCGACACGCUGCCGCGCCACACGGACGGCUCCACGCCGCCGCUGCGCAUCGCGCAGCGCAUGCGCCUCGAGCCCGCGCAGCUCGACCAGGUGCAUCGCAAGAUGAAGAUGGAAAACGAGCAUUGCAUUCUGCUGGCGCUACCUUGCGGGCGCGACCACAUGGACGUGCUGCAGCAGUCCACCAACCUGAGCGCCGGCUUCAUCACGUACCUGCAGCGCAAGCAGGCCGCCGGCAUCGUCAACGUCGCGCCGCCCGGACACCAUCAGGCUAUGUACACGGUGCACAUCUUCCCGUCGUGCGACUUCGCCAACGAGAACCUGAACCGCAUCGCGCCCGACCUCAUGCACCGCGUGGCCGACAUCGCGCACCUGCUCAUCGUCAUCGCCACGGCGCCGUGAGUGUCCCGCGCCGCCGCCGCCC